CUCUGCACCUAUGGUCACAUGAAUGUCAGCGCUGCAGGCCAGAUGCCGGUGAUGGAGGAACUAGUCAGUGAGAGCGACAGCAUGCUGAAGCAGCUGGCUCUGAUCUGCUUCCUGUCUCUGGUCAUGGUGAUGAGCAUCCUGGGAAACCUGCUGGUCAUGGUGGCCGUCUGCAAGGACAGACAACUCAGGAAAAUCAAGACCAAUUACUUCAUCGUGUCUCUGGCGUUCGCUGACCUGCUGGUGUCGGUGCUGGUGAUGCCGUUCGGCGCCAUCGAGCUCGUCCACCAGCACUGGAUCUACGGAGAGACGUUCUGUCUGGUGAGGACGUCGCUGGACGUCCUGCUGACCACGGCGUCCAUCCUGCACCUGUGCUGCAUCGCCCUGGACAGGUACUACGCUAUCUGCUGCCAGCCGCUGGUCUACAGGAACAAGAUGACCCCGAUGCGAGUGGCUCUGAUGAUCGGCGGCUGCUGGGUGAUUCCCGGCGUCAUCUCUUUCCUGCCCAUCAUGCAGGGCUGGAACAGCAUCGGCAUCGACCACCUGAUUGAGGAGCGGCGCCACAGCGAUGCCAGCAACUCCACGUCCUGCGUCUUCAUGGUCAACAAGCCGUACGCCCUCACCUGCUCGGUGGUGGCCUUCUACAUCCCCCUGGUCCUCAUGGUGCUGGCCUACCAGAGGAUCUACAUCACGGCCCGUGCACACGCCCUGCAGAUCAGCAUGCUGCAGCGGGCGGGGGGGGCGGGUGCUUCGGACUCUGCCGACCAUCAGAGGAACCACCGCAUGCGAGUAGAAACAAAGGCGGCAAAGACCCUGUGCAUCAUCAUGGGCUGCUUCUGCCUGUGCUGGGCGCCGUUCUUCAUCACCAACGUGGUGGACCCCUUUAUAGACUACACGGUGCCCGACAAGCUGUGGACCGCCUGCCUCUGGCUGGGCUACAUCAACUCCAUGCUGAACCCCAUCCUUUACGCCUUCCUCAACAAGUCCUUCCGCCGUGCCUUCCUCAUCAUCCUGUGCUGCGGGAGGAAGAGGUACCGCCGGCCGUCCAUCAUGGGCUCGGCCGCUCCCUGCACAGCGACGCAGAUCAACGGCUCCACACACGUCCUCAAGUAG
Messenger RNA from Platichthys flesus (European flounder), 1110 nucleotides. RefSeq names its product 5-hydroxytryptamine receptor 4 (gene htr4). The coding region runs from base 19 to 1110 and encodes 363 amino acids. Gene Ontology annotation, molecular function: G protein-coupled serotonin receptor activity. Lineage: Eukaryota; Metazoa; Chordata; Actinopteri; Pleuronectiformes; Pleuronectidae. The record is from RefSeq and is a predicted model, not a curated record. Gene Ontology annotation, cellular component: plasma membrane. The transcript has 5 exons. Gene Ontology annotation, biological process: regulation of appetite; chemical synaptic transmission; adenylate cyclase-activating adrenergic receptor signaling pathway.